CCUUUACACUAGGCAGUAUAAAUUCUCUGUUUCUACACCGAAACACCUCAAUAAAAACAAAAGCAAAACUUUACACAGGUGUUUUGAACGUGCCCAAGAGUAAAAGUAAAUAGACAUGCCACACAACGGGCUUUUAUUUGUCCGAGCAUGGAUAUACUACAAUCGAAUUCCGCUGAAAUUUGCAUUCCGUUCGAGUUUGCUAUUUCUGGUAGCAUCCCUGUUUGUCUUCUUUCUCUCAUUGCACAAUAUACCUUACGGGCCCACCGGGGACGAUUUAACAUGGGUAUACACUACUGCGGUGGUCGUUGGUGGUGCUGCCAUGACAUCAGGUUCUGGUGUUGCAAGUGUACGUAGCAGACAAGCCAUUUAUGAAAAUUUUAAGCUCUCGAUUCCAACAUCCGAAGUAACUAAAAAGACAACUAAAAAAAAGGAUACUGUAAUUGAAAUCACGUCCUGUGAACUUAAUUUUUUCUUCUUCAGUAUCCUAUAUCUGAUGAUCUUCGCCCCCCUCCCCUGCUAGCAUAUACUUGUCAAUCUGCAGAAUCGAUAGAAUUAUCGGGACGAAUUCCGGUUGUGUGCUCGGAACAGCUGUCGUAGAACUGAGUGAAUUAAUGGAACAGAGAGGUCCAUAUUUCGUGGCAAUAUGCAUUUCCACGUAUGGAUUCAUCGUGUGAUUCUACAUGGCAAAGUAUCCAACCGUAGUGGGUACAUACACCUACGCGUAUGUUCUGGUAUGUUAGUGAGUGAGUGAACAAAUCUGGUACGCGGGAUUGCAAGAGUUUAUUUUUUGAAUUUUGACAAUAUGCAUAUCUCACCUGAAUGUUUCUGCUGGACAUCGAAAUUUUGCAGUUUCUCCAUACGUUUGGUCUAGUUGCCCUUAGCACCUUCUACAUCGAAGGCGAUGAGCGAUGGCGAAUCGGAGCUUGGCGUACGGGCCUAAUAGUUAUUGGUAGUGCGCUAUCGGUGUUAUGCGUGAUGUUUUUUCUGCCGGUGCGAACUGUAGAGUCUGCACACAACAAAACUGUGUGUGAUUAAAAUUGAAGCUGGCUUGGUGCAUGAUAUAUCGCACAAAAGAGCGAAGGGGAAAUUAAUGCUUGUCUCUGAACCUGAUCUUAAGAUUGGAGAAAUGGACGCCGUACACAAGUACGUUUUAAUGAAAUACAUACUCAGACGCAGCGACCACGUGCGCUGUUAUAAGUUUUGAAAUGAAUAUUAAUGUCCUUCGCUUCUGCUCAGGACGCAUGGCUCGCCAUUCAAUAGCAAUACCGAUUAACUCUCAAAACAGGUCGUACAAAGCUGCAAUGCAAGCGAUAGUGGAUAUUAGAGCACACUCAGUUUCGCCAGUUUAGAAUUUGUGAAGCUACUCGCAGCCUGUUUCAGCACGAAUUAUGCUGAAGAAGAUUACUAUUCGUUCAUGGUUCGAAAAUUACGUCGAUUAGUGACACAUGCAAUCACGACGGAAGAGCAAGUCAGUUCUGAGCCAAUACCCACGCCACCAACGCAAGAAAGAGCAAGACUGUACUGUGAACUGGGCGAGGAGGUGUAUUCUACACUUAUACUUGUCGCGAAGCAGUUUGCUCGGGUACCGGAAAAUAAUCAGAAAAAAGGGAGCAUUCGAAUAGGCAAAUCCAACCAGGAUAGUCAAUCCAAUGACGGAACCAGGCGAGGAAUGACUAAGUCGCCCAAAAGCUCAUUGAUACGUUGCUGUGCACCAUGCGCCCAUGAGCAUAAUACGCAGAACUUUGAACUACGGCAGAAAGUAGAAAAUAUACGAUGUAUCAUUUCAAAGCUUUCGAACACGCAGCCAUUGACGAGGCAAUGCACACAUACAUAUGGUGCACCACUGAAGUGCAACAGUAUGUCUCAAAUUCAUGAGGGAAAAUCUCACAUAUCUCAAAGUCUAGGGUUGAGUCCUCUGGAGUUUGCACCCCUCAAAUAUGCAAAAGAAUGGGCGCAGCCGGGCCCAGUCUUGUUGAAUGCAUGUCAAGAACAGGCUGACGAUGUGUACAAUGGCAUGGUUAUCAACAUGGGUAUUAUAGUACUGAAAGUAAUGAAAUAUGCCGCGCAGUUGGACCACGCAGAUCAGAAGGGUAUAUGCACACUGGCACAUCAUGCACAUAAUGCUGCUCAUGAUACAGUUGGAGUAACCAUAUAAAACUGAUCAAUAGGAAAUGUCGUACUGGAAGUGGUUAAACAAAAAAAAGAACUUGUUUAUAAAUCGAGCAAUUCGCAAACGGUAAGACACGAGUGAAAGUUUACCUCCGAUAUAGCCAUGUAAAGAAGAAGAGAGGUUUAAUGCUACAGGUGUGAAAGUACGUAGCACCUAUUCGCUCACAGCUGAGGACAAUGUGUUUCCAUAUACGCUUUAAGACCAUGCUUCGGAGAUUAAAUAGAUGAUCAUAACAAUGUUUUCAAAAGCAAAACCGA
Sphaeroforma arctica JP610 is the source of this 2427-nucleotide messenger RNA. RefSeq lists its product as hypothetical. The coding region runs from base 1415 to 2155 and encodes 246 amino acids. NCBI's taxonomy places the organism in Eukaryota, Ichthyosporea, Ichthyophonida. The record is from RefSeq and is a predicted model, not a curated record. The transcript has 2 exons.